GGCUGUCACAUGACUGGUUUCACCUGGCGCCGGCAUUUCAGUGGUUUAGCUAGUAUUUCCCCCUUUUAUCUCUCUCACACUCUCUCUCUCUCUCUCUUUCUUCUCUUUAGCUUAGUAUUCUCAAUACAUGGGAUUCUCGGAACUUUGAGCCCUUUUGACCAUUGCCUUGAUCCCGCCGUCACACUGCGUGCUUGAUAUAUCGCAUUGUGAUAAAUCAUGGACCAGUUCAAGGGAGCACUAUCUCAUCGACCACUCCUCGGAGACGAAAUUCGCCUGCUGAUCCUUCCGCCGGGUGCCUUCAACGACCCUAUCUGUUGCAGGCUCAAGCACGUCUCACUGAGUGAGUGCAUGCCCCGUCUACGAAGCUCUAUCAUACGUUUGGGGUGAUGCCACCCAAACAUCCCCCAUGACACUCAAUGGUGCCUCGUAUCCCAUCACCAAAAACUUGGAAUCUGCGAUUCGGCAUUUGCGACGCAGAGAAGGGUCGAGGACACUUUGGGUUGAUGCGGUUGGCAUUAACCAGCUUGACCUAGACGAACGAAGUUCCCAGGUCCUGCGGAUGAAGGAUAUAUAUGAGCAGGCUACGCGAGUGGUUAUUUGGAUUGGGGAACGAGUUUUCUGGCAAAUAGCUAAGGGAGAGUACGACCAAGAAGUCAGAGAGGAACUUGGUAAAACAUUCUUCAAAGAGAUUUCUCUUGUGGAUGCCUUGCUGCGCCGCCCGUGGUUCACGAGAACAUGGGUAAUACAAGAAGCAGUAGUGUGCAUGACGCCAGAGGAUUACAUAGCCGGGCCUAACCACCCCAUUAUCGUUUGUGGCCAGUCUUCAAUCCCACUCUCCAACCUUGCAAUUCCGACAACACAGUUUGAUACGCUACCGGUUGUCUCCAAAGGAAAUCCUGCCGGCAUUAUUUGGAUAUUUGAACUGCGCCGCCUUCGGCACGAGAUCAUCACGGGAAAGACUCGUCUCACUCCUAUAGAGCAAUUAUCCCUAUUCCUAGCGAAGGGUUCUGCAGGGUUUGAAGCCACGGAUGCACGAGACAAGAUAUAUGCAUUUCUAGGCCUCUUACCACCUGAAAGUCUCCCACCUCAUCUACAACCAAACUACACCUAUAGCGCAGACAAAGUUUUCUGGGACUACGCGACAUACAUCCUGAAAGAGACGAGAUAUUUGGAAAUUCUAGCAUGUUGCUCCAGCUCCAGGCCAGGGCUUCCCUCUUGGGUGCCAGACUGGAAGUACGGUCUUCCUGUCGCCGAUAUCCAUUUGGGCAAGGCUUCCUACUUGAGGUUUCUGGAAGACAACAGCAAAAUUGAGGUAGAAUGCACAAUUCUCUGCCGUAUCGUGCUAGUAACUAGGCCAAUAUACCUCCCCGUUGAAUUCCCCCAAUACUUAACGCUCGAAUUCGAAUCCGAGGAAUCCGUCCAUCUCGAUACCCCAUCCAAAGAAUCCAUCGUGACAAUCGUGCAGGCUGUCGUGAAGGUAUCCUACUAUCUUCUGGCUAUCGAAACGAAGAUAUUUGGCUGUAAGGCAUUAGACGCGGGCUUGGAAGCCUCAUACCUGCGGAGCUGGAUGUUUGUCAUUGGUCUCGACGAACAAGUUUACAGGACAUUGAUGAAUAUUCGGCAGUAUGACGGCGAUUUGGACAUGCUACAGAAAUUAUGCGGCGGCUGCGCUAUGAUCAAGGAGAACCUUCAGUACGCCGUGUACAAAGACGAUCACGGUAAUUUUGGAAGGACAGGCCAUGGUGUAUUGCCGGAGCUGGGCGACAUGAUUUGUUAUAUCAAGGGUGCUGCGUUCAGAUUUAUCUUACGACCAGAGGACAGCGAAUGGCGGCUUGUGGGCACUGCUCCGGGUGAGCUGCCCUUAUCACAAGCGGGAGUAGAACCGGAGGAUCUCAAGGGCGUAAAUGAUCCUAAGAUAUUGGAUCAUUAUGAGAAAACCAAAGAGCUAGGAAAAUUUGAGGAUCUCAGGAUGAUGGAGGAUUACUGGGAAGCUAACAAGUCAAAGACCAGACGGAUUGUCCUUCAUUAGGGUGGAAAAUGCUAUCUAGCUUUACAAACAACUUUUCUC
Molecule: messenger RNA, 2068 nt
Organism: Hyaloscypha bicolor E
Lineage: Eukaryota; Fungi; Ascomycota; Leotiomycetes; Helotiales; Hyaloscyphaceae
Exons: 2
Coding region: 407-2029 (540 amino acids)
Source: RefSeq, a predicted model, not a curated record